UGCGCAGGCGCCGGGGAGGAGGGGCGGGAGGAGCGGCGGCAACGGCAACGGCAACGGCAACAAAGAGGAACCCAAACAAAGCCGCACGCGCGUGCGCGUCGCGACGCCACGCCGCCCCCCGCCAUGCGCCGCCGCGGUUGCGGGGCGCGAGGCGGAUAACCGCCACUGCCGCGGCGGCGCGGGCGCCAUGAGCCGAGGCGCGACCACCACCACCACCGCGGGGGGGCUGCCGCUGCUGGAGCAGGAGGCGGCGGCGAAGGCGAAGGAGAGGACGGCGCCCCUCCCGCUCGACCCCUGCGAGAGUGGAGAGGGGUCUCGCUCGCCACCCCCCCGCCACAGGAGGUUUUGACUGUUUCUUCUGUGGCGUCUGUGUGGAAAGUGCCACACACACUCCAGAACAACAACGGCUUUUGCUUGUAUUUUCCAGUGUUUCUUUUGUCAGCAAGUUCAGCAAAGUUGUAAUUCAAGUGCCAGCCCUGAUCAGAGUGAGGAACCGGUAACAGAGAUGGUAAAAAUGACAAAAUCCAAAACGUUCCAGGCUUACCUGCCAAACUGUCAUCGGACCUACAGCUGUAUCCACUGCAGAGCCCAUCUAGCCAAUCAUGAUGAACUAAUUUCCAAGUCCUUUCAGGGAAGCCAGGGACGGGCCUACCUCUUUAAUUCAGUGGUAAACGUGGGCUGUGGCCCUGCAGAAGAGAGAGUUCUUCUGACAGGCUUGCAUGCGGUUGCGGAUAUUUAUUGUGAAAACUGCAAAACCACUCUUGGAUGGAAAUACGAACAUGCAUUUGAGAGCAGUCAGAAAUACAAAGAAGGAAAAUUCAUCAUUGAACUUGCCCACAUGAUCAAAGACAAUGGCUGGGAGUAGACUGGAAUGUUUCUCAAUUCUUUAUGGACAAUUAAUCUGUGGAACAUGCUUUAUAAAGACUAAUGCAAAAAGGAUUUUGGUUGAGGUGGCUGAGAAGAAUCACUGAAUCUUUGAAACCUCCAAACUAAGUAGUGUAAUUUUGUGGCUUUUUUCAGGCCAUGAUUUGCCCCCCUCCCCCCUCUUGUGUAAGUUCCCCUCUUUUGUACCUCUAUCCCUGUGUGAACAGUUGUUUUGGAUGGACUUUUUCUAAAAUUCUAGAGGAAUAACUUCCUAACUUCAAAUUACUCUUACUGGCUAGCAUCUUUCUCUUUGACCUCUGCCUUUCAACGCUCUCCUCUACUGUGCAUGCUUUUUGCCCACCUGCCCCCAGAGUCUCGCAGGAGGCUUGCGUGAACAGUCCUGGAGAGAAUGUAUGAGAUGGGUGUCUCUUUUACCAUACAAAGCAAUUUCUGUGGUCUUUUUGCUGUGAAAAGGGCAUGGUAUUGUAGUGGCCAUUAUUACUCCUACAAAUGGACGUGCAUCACAAUCUGUGUGCGUCUUUUGCCUGGAUGGGUUAAAGGUUCAGUCAGUUGUACUGAUUGAAGUUAGUAAAGUCUUUUGUCUUUUUUUACUUAGAGGGGUUUGGACAAUAACUUACGAGAAUGAUUUAGACAGUAAUACUGUAGAAUAUAUGAAACCUAAAUCAAUACAUUCCUAAGAAAGUUAAACUUUGGUCUUGAAGGAAUAUUUUCUAACAAGUAGAACUUUAAGAUCAAAGGACGCAAAUAUAUGCAGCUUUUAUUUUUAAGAUGUCGGCGUAAAAUCUUCUUGAACAGGGACUUGUACAUCUGUUGAAGUUCUGUGGCUGGUUCCAUGUAGCUACACAGUUUUAAUGCAUUGGGCAAAGAGGUUGAUAUCAGUGAAGUAUUCUGCUGUUGCAGUACUGAAACACAAAUCGUCAUCUUUGACAUGAAAAGUGGCCAGAACCUAUAAGCUACCUUACCUGUGGGAGAUUGGAAGCAGGUGAGAAAGUGGCAAACUGAGUUGGUUCCUUCAUUUGAAAGGAGGGGGGAAGGGAAGCAAAAUAGUUUUAAAGGGGGUGUUUGAUUUGCUGGUUGAAUCAUCCCUAAGCACAUUUUUGUAAUCUACAGUUAUGUAAAAGAAACAUCAUCUUGUAGUUUUCUCCAGCUGCUGCUGUUAAGUGGGGUGACUCACUCAGUCACAUCCAUGAUGUAUGUCUGUGUGUGUGUGCGCGUGUGCAAAGUUCGCUUAAGGGGAACUUUGGUGCAUACUAUUUUUCAAGAGAUUUGAAUAAUUUUAAUGUUAUGGGUUGUUUUUUCUUGCAUUAAUCUCUGUUUUGGAGGAAAAAAUUGUGGGAGAACAUUUUACAGUAACACUACAUAAUUGUUGACAGCAUGAAUAACAUGGAAAGCCUUGUGGUGGAAACUCUGUUCCUUUCUAAUACGAUACUUUUAUAUGGCGUUACAAAGCUUUGUGUUGUCUCUCCUUGGUGGCUGCUGCUAACAUCUUCUGAUGGGCUUUCAAAUCUCUACUGCACUUUACCUAUACGUGUCAUGUAAGUAGGAGUACUCUUUCUCUAAAGAUAGAUCCCUCCCCCCUUUUCCUAGUUGAGGAAUUAUUUCCCAAGUAAACCAUCUGCGAAGUUGUGUGAUUACACUGUGAUGCAAAAAGGAUAUUGAAUAUACCUAUUUAAAUGUAUAUAGUUACCUCCUAGGCAUUCAGAUCCAAAGAGCUGUAUUUGUGACAGCUAGAUUCAAUUUUUCUCUUUUUUUGCUGAAUGACCUUUUAAUUCUGGUGCUUUAUUUAAUAUGAAUGAGUUUAGAUCUAUGACUCUUCAGAAUAGUACUUGACCUAAAGUGUACUGGAAGCAGGAUUUGCCUUGCUUUCCUUCCAGACAGUAGCAACUUCAGAAAAUAUAGAGCCAUGGAAGGAACUUGACAGUUCUCCAGAUCCUUCCAAAUGAGAAGGCUUGCUUUGUGGCAGCAGGUUUAGCACUUGUGCUCUGGAUGCUGAUCACACCUGUUGGAUUAGCAUGGGAACUAGUGCAGGCAGGCAUGGUUUGUUCCGUGGGGUUUUGGCACUCACAGAUAUCUGUCUGGUAGUGUCCUAAGUAGGUACCAGUUGCUCAAACCGAGUAUAUCCCUAUAAAUUGGGGAGUCUCAAACUGGGGUCUCCAGAUGUUCUAGGACUUCAACUCCCAUAAUCCUCAGCCCCAGUGGCCUUUGGUUGGGGAUUAUGGGAGUUGAAGUCCAACAACAUCUGGGGACCCAAGGUUGAGAACCCCUGCUUCCCUCCCAUGCAGUUUCCACGACUAUCAAUGAAAGUACCACAACUGUAGGCAGGAAGGCAUUUUUGUUAGCUCAUACUGCUAGCUCUAACCAGUACCGUGUCUGCAAGUGUACUAGAAGCAUAUCUCCUUCUCUGUAGCAUGGCUUCUCACUUGAAGAAUUUCUCUCGCCUAGUACUGUAGUAGUCAGGGUACAGAUUUUAAGGAUUUGGAGUUGGGGAGGCCGAGAACUUGGGGAGGAAGUAUUUUGAGAGUAGUUCAACCUCUUUAUCAGUGCAUUAUUUGUAUUACAAAUGGAAAUCGCUUAGGGCCAAACUGCAUGGUGCAUGUCUUUAAAGUUGAAAACCCACUUCAGGUAAUGGAGAGUGGAAAAGCAGCAAGGGGAGAGGGCUGCUUAACCCUUUCCCCGCCUUCCUUAUGAUCAGUCAGGUUUCCCCCCUGCAAGGUUUCAAAAGAUGCAGUUUGCCUUUCCAAGAAUGCAUUUGAAACCAGUUGGGGGCAAAGUGAGAGAUCUGGAGGACUGCAAAGGUCAAGCCCUCUCCUUUUAUGCCAUGCCGUUUCCUUUUUCUCUUGCUGCUCUCCCAAUUGAUUUUUUUAACCAGAAACAGGCUAUGUGGCUAGCACUGUGUGCUUUAGCUUGUAAUGUGUCGUUUCGCCCUCUGAAUUAAUGAAUGUGGUGUCUUCACCAAAACCUUGCAUUAACCUGUAUGCCCCCCAAUGGAGAUUUAAAAAUAAAUAAAUAAAUAGUUGGCACGUGGAGUAUCCAAUUGCGGGUAAAAAUUCAAUGCAAGUUGUACGGCAUUUAAGAAUACCAAAUAGAGCAAUAUUUUUUAUGGAUUUUGAAAAGGGGAUAGGAGAAGAGUAGAGAAUUUUAAAUCUAAAACUGAUACCAUCGGUAUCAAGUAGCAUUCCAUAUUAUUGUAUUUGGGAGGAAGUGAAUUUAGCAUAACCAGCUGCUUCAGUUUGGACAGUUGGGUUGAAAGAAGAAUCUAGAUUCUGAUGGAUGUUGGUUGAUAGAUAAAGAUCAGUCUGGCUACUGAACUUUCCAGCAUUACAUAAAAACAUAAUACUUGAAGAACAUUUUACAAAACAUUUUCCCUCUAACCAUUUUUGUAAUGUAUUCUAUUUAAGGUUUGUGUGUUCUUUCUGGGCAAGUGAACACUUCCCCUCUGACUUGAGCACUUUUGUUACCUGUUGUUUUUAUUACUGUUGGUCUUAACAUUUAUUUUAUAAAUAUAUAUAUAUCUAUAUAUAUUUUAUAAACCGUAACAGUUUUUUGUGAGCAUCUGUGUGUGUGAGAUCUCCUAGGUUUUGUUUCUUUUGGGACUAGAUGAACUGCCUACACAAGCUGGAUCUUGGGAAGAAUGUUCAUUGGCACAUACAGGAAUGUGCUGGCAAAAGUGUAUGUGUACUGAAGUGUUUUUCUUUGAACUCGAUAGCCAUGGUUCUCAUAAAAAUAACCACACAAUAUGAUAUGACUGGGGGUUAACGGAGAGGUUAUAAAAGGCCAUCUAGCCCUGUGUGGCCACAUUGGCAGGCACUGCACAAACCCAGCAUGUAAAUAAACCAGGAAGCUGCAGCGGUCACAUGACACGCUGGAUCGUACCUUCCUCCAUGCCAGGAUGCCCUGCGUGGCGGACUUUGGUGCAUCUGAACCAGCCCCGGUUGCCACCUGUGUUUCCUUUUCCAGCUCCUAUGGCACAAGCAGACCCGUGUGAAGAACUCAUGUCAUGUGGCAGUUCUUUCUCUGAUCGCUAUGGAUGCCUUUUUUAAACCAUUGGACGGAAAUGCUAGUACACUUCCAGGAUAUAUUAUGUGGUAUCAGUCACCAGUUGUUCCCAAUGAGGGCUUGCUUUUCAGCAACACCAGUUCUGUUGUGUAUAUGGAGUUGACUUGCUGUGCUCCUGCCAUGAAUCCAUGACUUAACCCACAGCACCUCGCUCGCCUCCGCUUGUGAUAGGAAGGUGCUAUAAAGUGUGUGUUCUUUUUUCCUUUUGGCCAAAGUUUGUUUAUCCUUUAUAAAGACAAUGUGAAUUUUAAGCUGUGGCAUGUCAAAAUUACCAUUGUUCCUCUAAACUGCUUAACAUGCCUGAAUCUUAUCUAAGUAGAACCAUGUGACAAAUACAGUUAUUGAAAUGUCAGCUGAAAUCAGACCUCAAAGUAACUGUUUCCCCCUCUCGGUGGGGGGGAAAUGGAAAUCCAUAUUGAUCAUUAAUAUGAAUGUCAGCAUGAACCGGGGUACGCCAUUUUGAUUACUAGUGCAUUUGAAAUAGGAGAUUUACAAAAUACUUUUUCAAAUGCUUCAUUCUUCUGCAAUGGUAAUUUAGGUUGACGUAUCCAGAUAGCCACAUUUUUAAAUAUCCACCUUGUAUAAUGGAGUGAGAAUGGAAGCAAGCAUUCAAGUUAAUGGUUUGAUCGCACCAUGUACUGUUCCCCAUUGGUAUGAACCAACCAGUUGUGUGUGUUGUCAAGAACAGGGGUUUCUGAGAAACUUGGGGUUGCAUACAUGGGUCAUCGGUGGCAGUUGACUUGUGCCUCAUUGCUGGAACACUUUUGACAUGCUUUCUUUUGCAGCUGAUGUGGCUUCUUUAUGGUUUUUGUCUUGGCGAUACUGUACUCAAUUUGUUGUUUCACUUUAUUGUAUCUAUUUGAGAUAUCAUAAUAAAAGCUUUUGGUUGUUUUGUUGA
Messenger RNA from Hemicordylus capensis (graceful crag lizard), 5839 nucleotides. RefSeq names its product yippee like 1 (gene YPEL1). The record is from RefSeq and is a predicted model, not a curated record. The transcript has 5 exons. NCBI's taxonomy places the organism in Eukaryota, Metazoa, Chordata, Lepidosauria, Squamata, Cordylidae. The coding region runs from base 506 to 865 and encodes 119 amino acids.